AUGGCGGACAUCGGAUUCAUCGGGCUCGGCAAUAUGGGAGGGCCCAUGGCCGCCAAUCUGGCGGCGGCCGGCCAUGCUGUCACGGCCUUCGAUAUCAGCACGCAGGCGCUGGAGAAGGCGCGCGAAGCAGGGGCUGCGACGGCGAGCUCGGUCGCCGAGGCUGCGGCCGGGCGUGAGGUGGUCAUCACCAUGCUGCCGGCCGGCGCCGAGGUGUCGGAGGUCUAUCGCGGCGAGGGCGGAGUCCUCUCGGUCGCGGCGCCGGGAACGCUGCUCAUCGACUGCUCGACCAUCGACGUCGAUACCGCCCGCGCGGUCGCGCGCGACGGCGGCGGAAGGCGGCUGGCCGCUGCUGGAUGCGCCGGUCUCCGGCGGUGUCGCCGGCCUUCGGGAUGGCGGACCGGCUCGGGCUCGAGACGCCAGACGCUCUUCGACAUCGUCUCCAAGGCGACCGGCCAGUGCUGGGCGCUUACCUCCUACUGCCCGGUGCCGGGGCCGGUGGCGAGCGCGCCGUCGAACCGCGACUACGCGCCGGGGUUCACGGCCCCGAUGAUGCUGAAGGACCUGCGCCUCGCCCAGGCCGCCGCGGCCUCGGCCGGCGCGGCAUCGCCGCUCGGCGCCGAGGCGGUGGCGCUCUACACGCUCUUCUGCAACGCAGGCUUCGGGGCCGACGAUUUCUCCGGCAUCAUGAAGAUGAUCGGCCAGCGAGACUGA
This is a messenger RNA of Geodia barretti, 711 nucleotides long. The record is from the annotation of a GenBank genome assembly. NCBI's taxonomy places the organism in Eukaryota, Metazoa, Porifera, Demospongiae, Tetractinellida, Geodiidae.